Molecule: messenger RNA, 2912 nt
Organism: Rattus rattus (black rat)
Lineage: Eukaryota; Metazoa; Chordata; Mammalia; Rodentia; Muridae
Gene: Cpne3
Product: copine 3
Exons: 15
Coding region: 101-1702 (533 amino acids)
Biological process (GO): ERBB2 signaling pathway; cellular response to calcium ion
Cellular component (GO): plasma membrane
Molecular function (GO): calcium-dependent phospholipid binding; receptor tyrosine kinase binding
Source: RefSeq, a predicted model, not a curated record
CUGCUGACAGUUUGCCUUAGGAAUUCAGCUAUCUCCAUUAAGAGCUUCAGAGUGUUUCUUAAAGAUACUGUUUCUCAUUGGUUCUCCCAUAGCUGAAGACAUGGCUGCCCAGUGUGUCACGAAGGUGGAACUAAAUAUUUCCUGUAACAACCUUUUGGAUACAGAUCUAACAUCAAAGUCCGACCCUUUAUGUGUGUUGUUUUUGAACACCAGUGGUCAACAGUGGUAUGAGGUUGAACGCACAGAAAGGAUUAAGAAUUCUUUGAAUCCCAAAUUUUCUAAGACAUUUGUCAUUGAUUACUACUUUGAAGUGGUUCAGAAAUUGAAGUUUGGAAUCUAUGAUAUUGACAACAAAACUAUCGAGCUGAGUGAUGAUGACUUCUUGGGAGAAUGUGAAGUCACUCUUGGACAAAUUGUUUCCAGUAAGAAGCUGACUCGACCACUGGUGCUCAAAAAUGGCAAACCUGCAGGGCAAGGGAGUAUUACGAUUUCAGCAGAAGAAAUAAAGGAUAACAGAGUGGUACUGUUUGAAAUGGAAGCCAGAAAACUGGAUAAUAAGGAUCUCUUUGGGAAGUCAGAUCCAUACCUGGAGUUCCACAAGCAGACAUCAGAUGGCCACUGGCUGAUGGUUCACCGAACAGAGGUUAUAAAAAACAAUCUGAAUCCCAUGUGGAAGCCUUUUAAAAUCUCUCUCAACUCUCUGUGCUAUGGAGAUAUGGACAAGACCAUUAAGGUAGAGUGUUAUGAUUAUGAUAAUGAUGGAUCACAUGAUCUCAUUGGAACAUUUCAAACCACCAUGACAAAACUCAAAGAAGCCUCCAGGAGCUCACCUGUUGAAUUUGAAUGCAUAAAUGAAAAAAAGAGACAGAAGAAAAAAAGCUACAAGAAUUCAGGUGUUAUCAUUGUGAAGCACUGUGAGAUUACUGUAGAAUGCACAUUUCUUGACUACAUCAUGGGAGGGUGCCAGCUGAAUUUUACUGUGGGAGUGGACUUCACUGGCUCCAACGGUGACCCCAGUUCUCCAGACUCCCUGCAUUACAUCAGCCCGAAUGGUGUUAAUGAGUAUCUGACUGCCAUCUGGUCUGUGGGAUUGGUAGUUCAAGAUUAUGAUGCUGAUAAAAUGUUUCCAGCUUUUGGCUUUGGAGCUCAGGUUCCUCCUCAGUGGCAGGUGUCUCACGAAUUCCCAAUGAACUUUAACCCCGCGAACCCCUACUGUAAUGGGAUCCAAGGCAUUAUAGAGGCUUAUCGGACCUGCCUUCCUCAGAUAAGACUCUAUGGACCAACUAAUUUUUCUCCGAUUAUAAAUCAUGUGGCCAGGUUUGCCGCUGCAGCCACGCAACAGCAGACAGCUUCUCAAUACUUUGUGCUCCUGAUCAUCACGGAUGGCGUGAUCACAGACCUUGAUCAAACCAGACAGGCAAUCGUCAGUGCGGCCAAGCUGCCCAUGUCGAUCAUCAUUGUGGGGGUUGGGGGAGCUGACUUCAGUGCCAUGGAAUUUCUAGAUGGUGACAAUGGAAGCCUCCGCGCCCCAUCCGGGGAGGUGGCCAUAAGAGAUAUUGUUCAGUUUGUGCCUUUCAGACAGUUCCAGAAUGCUCCAAAGGAAGCACUUGCGCAGUGUGUCUUGGCAGAGAUCCCCCAGCAGGUGGUGGGUUACUUCAACACAUACAGACUCCUUCCUCCCAAAAACCCAGCUGUGAAGUAGGAGGAGCCGGGAACUACAGGACGUCCAAAGCCAUGUGGAGCAGCGCCAUCUCUUACACAGAAUGAUGUAUCGCCAUCUGCGCUUUUUACCCCCAGGGUUUCUGAUGCAAACCCAGCUUUUUGUAUAUAUUCUAUCAGUUUAAAAUAUACAUUUUAUACUUUCUGAAGAGGACAGUAGCAAGUAGUCCAUUUCUGCCCAAUGAACUCAGUGAUUGUUAGUGAUUUAUAGAAAUUACAAGAGUGUGGUUUGGAAUUGAUUUUAAUUUGGGAAAAAUUGGUUUGUUGUAUAUUUUCUAUAAUGAAAAUGCCAUUCUUAAGUGUUGCCAGUAGAGUGAAUGAGGCAUUACAGGAUGAAGUGGUAUACAAGUUUUGCUAUUCUGUUUUAGUAAGUAUUUUGCAAGCCAGUGUCGGUACUGUGAUGGAGAGAGCUGCUUAGGUCAGUCACAGAGUUCAUACCUGUUACUCUAUACUCUGUCCCUUUCUGUGCUGCAGUGCUACAGUGUACAAAACUGUUUUCAUGUGGUUGCUUAUGAAAACUUCGUUUUGAAAAUGUACAAUCAACCUAUGGAGAGCUCCUUGUAGACAAGACAUUUUUCUUUGCCUUUUGAAACCCCUUCACUGUGAACUCUUGCACACAGCGUGUCUUUGCUUUACUGAGUAAACAAGACACUCAAACUUCUGUGGACACACAUGAUAGGUCAUCCCGGAGGCCACAUGAUUAGAUCAGCAUUGUCGACUUAACUGGAGCUUUGUUCACUAAAGCUUUGAGGACCAAACAUUUAAGAUGAAAAUCCAAACCAGGUGCAGGCCAGGCAUGGUGGCACAUCACGUGAGCACAUGGAAGGAAGAGGCAUGAGGCCAGCACGGGCCAACCCACCUACAUAGUUAAUUCCAGGUCCGACAGCUAUCCAGCGAGCGUGUGGCUCAGUACAAUAAGAAAAAUAAGUAAUUGAGAAAUAUGUUUCUUCUAUCUAAUGGAAUAAUUGCAAAAGGUCGUUAGUAUUUUUUUUCUUGCUAAGGUCCUGUGUAUUGAUUUUUAUAGAGUUAUUUAGAUUUUUUGUCUUUUUAAAAAAUAGUAUUAUUUUUCUUUAAACUUCUAAUUCUAGUUAUUUAUUAAUCAAAAUUCCAUUUUUUCAUUUCAAUAAUGUACUAUUUCCAAAGUCCAGAAUGUAUUCUGUUAAGCACAAAACCUGAUAUAACAUUUAAAAAAA